AUGAUUGACCAGUUAUUUUAAGAAGCAGACACUAACAUCAUCCCAAAAUGGCCACCAGUCAACAACUAUCAAAUCAUCUCAGAUCUCAUAGAUCUUACAUCAAACAAGUCUUCACUUGACUAUGUCAAGCAAAUUACAGACUUCUUUGAUCAAUUCACAAAAGAGUUUUUAAAUAAAAUAGAUAUCAUUAAAAAAAAGACGAUCAAUGAAGCUUAGAAAUAUCCUAUUGAUACACAGUAAAUCCUAAAAAGAUAUUAAGAAAUUUCAAACAUUCUUUAGUUUAAGUAGCUUCUUAACAACGAAUAAUCAAAUAACCUCCAAGAUCAUUCAAAUCUUUGUAAAGAAUUUAUCUCACAAAUGGAGUCUCAAAAAGAUUAAAACACUGAAUUGUUGUAAAGUCUACUUACAUAAGCAAAUUAAUUAAAAACAAAUUUCAACAUGGAAUAUCCUCACAUCAUUAAAUAGUAAUUAUUUAAUUUUAUUGAUCACAUUUCUUUCUUCAAUUCAGAUAUUCCUGAAGUUAGUAGUACAAAUCAUAAUAACACUAGAAAUCAUUUGGAAACUAAUAUAAUAAAUCAAAGUAAUUAAAUUGUAGAUUUAAAACUAACAUCUGACUUAAUCAUGAAGCUUGUUUCUAAUAAAUUAAACUUUUGCUCUGACUAAUUCUUAAACAUGUUAAGUGAGAGUCUUUAAAGAAUAAACCCUCUACUUAAAUAGUUUAUUUUCAACACAGCAGUUUUCAAGGAGAAUAAAGAAUAAAUUGACUUUUCUAAGAUUAGUGAGGAAAAAAUAAAUUUGAUAGAAGAAUAUGUUAAGCAUUCAAUAGCUUUGUCAAGAGGGGAAUAGUAAUAUGAAUAGGAAGUAAAGGAUAGUUUAGAAAUAAAAUAAAUGACUUAAAUUGUAGAUUCUAAAAUGAGUUUCUUGAGGUAAGAAUUUGUAUAAUAGUUUGAAAAUUUCUUAGUUGAUGUAAAACCUUUCUUAAAAUAGAUUAAUUUCACUAAUAGUUUUACUGACAAAAAUAAAUUUGAUUUCAUCAGAAAUAUAAAUUUGAAAGAUAACAAAUUGAAGGCUUUAUUUUAGGAAAGUUUACCUAAUUUAGAUCUAUAAUUGUUUGCAACUUAGUGGAAGGAUGGGUAGAGAGAUAGUGUGAUAAAUAAAAAAGAAAAUGGUUAUUAUGAAAUUGAAAAAUUAAAUAAUAAUAAUUUCAUUAAUUGUAUAUCAAAUACAAAUUUAUAAAAAGAUUAGAAGUAUAUUUUUAGGAUAAAAGUUGAAAGUCUAAAUGAUAGUCAUCCUUUUAUGAUAGGUCUAAUGAGAAAUUCAAAUGUUGAUUAAAAUUAUGGAUAUUAUGAGUAUUUAAGCUGUUACUUACAAAAAGAUAAUCAAUCUGUAAUUAAACAUAAGGAAAAAUGGGGUAUUGAUAAAUAAUUAAAGGGAGCAGGAUUUAAGACAAGUGGAGAGAAUAUGAUAGAACUAAGAUUGUGCUUGAAAGAGUAGAUUUUAGAAGUGUUAGAUUAUCCUAAUUAUGAAAUUCUUGGUAUUAAAUUUGAUAUAAGAUUAAAAAAAUUGCUUAGAAUUAGUGAUUUGCAGAGAAUAGUAAUUCAACUUAGGAGAAUAGGAAGGUAUACUAGGAGAAAAGAACAAAAAAAAGUCAAAAUUUUUACAAAUUAUUCAAAUAUUCAUAUAUUCAUUCAAAUAAUUUUAUUCGUUUUACAUCCCUGCAUUAAAUAAUAAUUAUUUACUUUUAUUGAUAACAUUUCUUUCUUCAAUUCAGAUAUUCCUGAAGUUGGUAGUACAAAUCAUAAUAACACUAGAAAUCAUUAGGAAACUAACAUUAUAAAUCAAAGUAAUUAAAUUGUAGAUUUAAAACUAACAUCUGACUUAAUCAUGAAGCUUGUUUCUAAUAAAUCAAACUUUUGCUCUGACUAAUUCUUAAACAAGCUAAGUGAGAUUCUUUAAAGAAUAAACCCUCUACUUAAAUAGUUUACUUUCAACACAGCAGUUUUCAAGGAGAACAAAGAACAAAUUGAUUUUUCCAAGAUUAGUGAGGAAAAAAUAAAUUUGAUAGAAGAAUAUGUAAAGCAUUCAAUUGCUUUGUCAAGAGGGGAAUAGUAAUAUGAAUAGGAAGUAAAGGAUAGUUUAGAAAUCAAAUAAAUGACUUAAAUUGUAGAUUCUAAAAUGAGUUUCUUGAAGUAAGAAUUCAUAUAAUAAUUUGAAAAGUUCUUAGUUGAUGUAAAACCUUUCUUAAAAUAGAUUAAUUUCACUAAUAGUUUUACUGACAAAAAUAAAUUUGAUUACUUCAGAAAUAUAAAUUUGAAAGAUAAAUAAUUGGGUGUUUUAUUUGAUGAAAUUUAAUUCAUUUCAGAUCUAAAAUUGUUUGGAACUUAGUUUAAGAAUGGGUAGAGAGAUAUUGUGGUAAAUAAAAAAGAAAAUGGUUAUUAUGAAAUUGAAAAAUUAAAUAAUAAUGAUUGGGUGAAUUGUAUAUCAAAUACAAAUUUAUAAAAAGAUUAGAAGUAUAUUUUUAGGAUAAAAGUUGAAAGUCUAAAUGAAGGUAUUUAUUUUAUGAUAGGUCUAAUGAGAAAUUUAAAUGCUGAUUUAAAAGUAGGAUAUAAUGAUUAUUUAAGUUGUUACUUAAAGAAAAAUAAUCAAUCUGUAAUUAAACAUGGAGGUUUGGGUAUAGAUAAAUAAUUAAAGGGAGCAGGAUUUAAGACGAGUGGAGAGAAUAUGAUAGAACUAAGAUUGUGCUUGAAAGAGUAGAUUUUAGAAGUGUUAGAUUAUCCUAAUUAUGAGUAUAAGCUAGGAUUAGAAGAUAAAUAUAAAGAGAAGCUUACAUAAUUUGAUGAUCUAAGAUUUUAUCUUGGACUUUUUAAUAAAGGAAGCAAAUUAAUUUUAAUGGAUGUAAAAAUAGUGAAUGAGUUUGUAAAUUGA
This is a messenger RNA of Tetrahymena thermophila SB210, 2925 nucleotides long. RefSeq lists its product as hypothetical. The record is from RefSeq and is a predicted model, not a curated record. The transcript has 2 exons. Lineage: Eukaryota; Ciliophora; Oligohymenophorea; Hymenostomatida; Tetrahymenidae.